This is a messenger RNA of Trichoderma harzianum CBS 226.95, 7077 nucleotides long. RefSeq lists its product as hypothetical. Gene Ontology annotation, molecular function: protein binding; catalytic activity. The coding region runs from base 1 to 6996 and encodes 2331 amino acids. NCBI's taxonomy places the organism in Eukaryota, Fungi, Ascomycota, Sordariomycetes, Hypocreales, Hypocreaceae. Gene Ontology annotation, biological process: nucleoside metabolic process. The record is from RefSeq and is a predicted model, not a curated record. The transcript is spliced from 16 exons.
AUGCCAAACUCUCAACUGCCGGAGACAGCUUGUCAGAAGGUCAGACUCCCGCCGCUUGAAGCGGGAUGGAGGUGGCCCAGACUUGUGAGCUCAUACUUGGAAGAAGUCGAAGAGGAGUGUUUGAAAUGGUCGGCGAGUUUUACUGCCUUUGAUCAAGAAACACAAUGUCUUAUUCAUGAGAAAGGAAAACUCAAUCUCCUCGCGGGCAUGUGCUAUGCAAGAAUGACGAAAGAGCAAAUCAGGUCUGGAUGCGAGCUUAUGCAUCUUUUCUUCAUGUUUGACGAAUACUCCGACAAGGCAUCUCCAGAAGAGGUUCUUUAUCAGGCCCAGGUCAUGAUUGAUACUCUCAAAAGUCCUGAGACGCCUCGACCAAAGGGGGAAUGGAUCGGAGGUGAAAUAAUACGACAAUUCUUGCUUCACCUUCCUAGUACUGCUACCGAGACCUUUCGGGCUAGAUUCGGUGCAACUUGGAUACAAUAUGUUCACUCUGUAGUCCAACAGGCUCAAUUCAGAUCAGAGUCACGUAUCCUGGAUUUGGAAGACUUCCUUGCCGUCCGACGCCAUACCUCUGGCGCACCAUCCACGAUUGCCUUUUACGAAAUGAACAGUGACAUCCCGGAUGAUAUCCGAGAGCAUCCUGUCAUUCGUGAACUGGAAGUCUUGGCGGUGGACCUCAUCGUUAUUGCCAAUGACAUCCUUUCGUACAACAAGGAGCAGGCCAUAGGAGACGAUGAGCACAACAUCGUUACCAUCCUCAUGAGCCAGUACAACCUUGACGUCCAACAAGGCAUUGAUAUGGCAGGAGAUCUGGCUGAUGAGAAGAUGAAUAGGUUCUACUACCUGUAUCCGCAAGUCCCACGAUACGUCGGGCCUGUAGAUUUGGAAGUCCAGACCCUUGUGGAUGGCAUGGCUCAGUGCGUCAGUGGUGUAUUCCAUUGGAGCUAUGAGAGCCAGCGAUAUUUUGGGAAACGCGGGAUGGAAAUCAAGCGGACCCGACAACUACGACUCCUGCCCAAGGUGAAGACCAAUGACUUCACAGUUAUUGCCUCGCUUCCUGCUGGGGAAUAUGGAACUGCUUCCGCUGCUGGUACCGCCGUCACUACCUUAUUGUCCUUCCCUCAAGUUCGAUUUGGGCUCAUGGUUGGCAUCGGAGCCGGUGUCCCUAGACCAGGCAGAGACGUUCGUCUUGGUGAUAUUGUUGUGAGCCGUCCAGAGGGAACCAGCGGUGGCGUGGUUCAAUAUGACUUUGGCAAGGCCCUUCAGGGAGGAGAAUUCCGACGUACCGGAUUUCUAAAUAGUCCUCCUAGGGUUCUUCGCAGUGCGGUUACUAACUUGCAAGCACGCCAUGGUCUUCAAGAACCCCAAGUCCCUCAGUACCUUGAUCAAAUGGUCAGCAGGUUUCCCCGUCUUGGUCAACCAAACAAUGGUGGUCCGAGUUAUACCUACCAGGGAAUUAUAAAUGACAGGCUUUUUAACGCUUCAUACCCCCACGAGGGGGGCGACGACUGUUCGAAUUGUGAUCCAACACAACUGCAAAGACGUGUCAAGAGGGACUCAACUAGCCCUGUGAUUCAUUAUGGAGUUAUUACGUCGGGAAAUAUGCUCAUCAGAGAUCCAAAAGUACGCGCGGAAAUGGUCCAACGGACAGGGGAAGACUGCAUCUGCUUUGAGAUGGAAGCAGCUGGAUUAAUGAACCAGUUUCCUUGCCUGGUUAUCCGUGGCAUAUGCGAUUAUGCAGACUCGCAUAAAAACGAUCAAUGGCAGCGGUAUGCGGCAGCAACAGCGGCAGCCUAUACCAAAGAACUCAUUGGGCUUCUUCCGGCCCAAGCUGUUGCGGAGACGGAUACGGCCGCUGGUGUUGUUAACCCCGGACAAAAUCCCACUCCCACUCCCACUCCCGUCCCAACUAUCAACCCCAGUCCUGGACAGACCACUCCUGCACAGACCCCUAAUCCCGGUCAGUCACCAAGCAACGGCGAUAUUCGGCAAUUGCGUGAUGAUGUUGCAGGGUUGUCUAGGCAAAUGAAUACCGUUAUCCAGAUGCUCCAGUCCUCCCCGCCUGGUAAUUCAGGUAGUGGAUCCGGUGGUGCAGGCUCUUCUGGAGGAGCCUCUGGGGGAGCUUCUGGAGGAAGUGCUCCUGGAGAAGGUACUUCUGGAGGACCGGGGGGCACGCAUGUUUCCGGAAAUAGAUGGUACGGUUUUGCUUUGGCAGAACAAGUGGAAGCGGCCCAAAGAAGAAAUCCCGACAGGUUUAGAGACGACCUCAUCAGUGCCAUUGCGUAUAUUGGCGAUACCGUUUUUAACUGGAGAGCGGAUCAGAACAAGUCUCUAGACGCCGGCACUCUCUCUGACCCAUCACUUGUCAUCCAUCAACAGACUUUGCGCCCAAAGACAACUUCAUCCACAGGACCACAGAUCACUGUGACAUCUGCCGAAAGCCCUGCUGGAAUUCUUCCCAGCCGACAAAUAUUCCCAUCAGACGCUUCCUCUACCCCCACGAUUCUAUCCCCCGCAUCCUCUGGGCAGUCGAUUACGAGACCAUCGUUAUGGGAUCGCGCUUACGAUUCUCUCCGAAAAGCGGAUGAGCGAUUGUACGUCUAUUUAACAGCCGUGUUUGGUUCAUAUCAGCUUACAUGUGCGACAUGUGCCGGAAAUGGUAUAUCGCAGAACACGUCAAUUGCGGAUGAGGAUCUGAAUAAUACAACGAGUAUGAUCUCUACCGACUCCAAUGAACGCCAGAAACAAUUGGAGGAUAUUACAAAACGCGGAUUGCAACGCGUAGACGAAAAGCAGACAAGGUAUAUGCUCUUUGGCCACCAAUUCAUUCUCAAGGACCAAGUCGUGGAAGCUGCAAAAUUCGUCCAAAAUAUUAAGACCCUUAUUGAUGAGGCUGUGAAAGCAUCACCUGAGGCGUCCCUUGCAUGGGCUGGCGUCUGUAUCCUCCUACCCGUCCUGACAAGCUCAAGUGCUGCAGAAGAGGCGAGUCGAGAUGGUUUUAUAUACGUUACUUUUCGUAUACGUUACUACAUGGAAUUCGAACAUCUCCUAUGGCCAGACUCUUUACAUGCCUCAAAUAUGAAAGAUACUUUCGAGACUCAAAUUAUUGAUCUUUACCAGCACAUACUCGAAUUCCAGGUCAAGAAUGUUUUGCGCUUCUAUCGAAACUGGCUUGCCAACGUGGGGCGUGAUAUCUCUGGGUCUGAUGACUGGAAAGGAAUGCUUACGGUAAUUAAAGAUUUAGAACUCACCAUGAUAAGGGAUUGGAGCAACUUAAAUACUGCGGCAUCACGGAAAGCCCUAGAAGCUAUUGAUGAAGCUACGCAACAGAGUUGUACCGAUAUACAAUCGCUUUUGUCAAUCGCGAGACAACAUAUUCAAGUCUCUACAGAGCAUCUCGACGUUUCAUCUAAGCAUCUCAAGAUACAUGAGCGCACAAAUCAAUUACUCGAAGAUCACCCAAUAGAUCUUCUUACUGUCAGCCAGGCACGAUAUGACAGUGCUGAUGUUCAAGAUAGCCCAAAAUGCGAAAGCGGCCCUGCAGGUACUGGUAAAUCUACGAUUGCGCGAACUGUUGCAGACGUCUUGAAUGGUGAAGAUCGACUGGUUGCUGGAUAUUUCUUCAAAAGAGGACAGCAAGGCCGCAACGGCACCGCUCGCUUAUUUUCUACUAUUGCAAUGCAGAUGAUGGAAAAGAUACCUUCUAUGAAAGAACACCUCAGAAGGUCUCUCUCCGGUUUGGACAAGGACGCAAUAGAGGGGAUGGCCCUUGAAUUUCAGUUCAAAAAACUCAUUCUAAGCCCUCUUGCAGAGCUUCCUCCUGAUAACAUGCCCCGCCUAGCUACAUGUAGUGUUAUCAUCCUCGAUGCCCUAGAUGAGUGCGAGAACGAAGAUCACUUAUCGAGGAUUAUCACGCUAUUUCUCCAGCUUCAGACCUUGCGCACAAUACGCUUGCGCGUGCUGCUCACAAGCAGAUCAUCUCCUGAGAUCCGAGAUGCCUUCAUGGACCUUCAGAAGGACAGAGACUUUUGCAACAUUGAGCUCCUCGAUGGGAGAUUCUCCGCUGAAACUAAGUCAGGCAUCCAAACCUUCUUGGAGAAUAAUUUCGCAGACAUCAGAAAGAAACGCAGAGUUCAGCAAAACCCUUGGCCCACGCAAGAAGAACUAGACCGCCUAGUGGAAUUAGCUACGACUCCUGAACCCUUGUUCAUUUAUGCCGCCACUCUCUGUCGAUUUGUUCAUGGUGAACGGCGCCCCAAGAAUCCGAAAGAGCAGUUACGGAUAUGGCUCAAACAGUGUGAUGAUCGUCAGUCGCAGCUUCAUCAGAUUUACGAACCCAUUCUUAAUCAGGUCUUUUCUGGUCUAGAGCCAGCAGAAUUUGACAGCCGGAUGGAAUUCCUUGGGUCUCUUGUCCUUCUAGUGGAUCCGAUGCCGGCUGCAUCACUCGCCGCUCUUCUCCAGAUGGAUAUAGAUGACGUUGUCUGGUGGCUCCCGGAGUUACACGCAGUGUUGAAUAUCCCUGCUGAGGACCAUAUUCCCGUGCGGCUACUACAUAAAUCGUUCAGCGACUUCAUUCUCAGCACGGAACGGCCUGGAAAUAGCAUAUAUUCUAUAGACACUGCAAGCACUCACACCACGCUAGCCACAAAGUGUCUUGGUCAUAUGAAUGCAAUGCUUAAACGGGAUAUUUGCAAUAUUAAACAGCUAGGCAAGCGCAGAAAGGACAUUGAUCAGCAUAUCGUGGAUAAACAUAUCACUCCCGACCUUAAGUAUGCCUGCCUUUAUUGGAUAUAUCACCUACAACACGAAGUCCUUGCCACUCUGGGAAGGUUAUCCGACGCAGCCAUGGCCAUUAGGAGGCUUCUAGAGAUAUUUCAGCGUUUGCCCGAUGUACCUGCAGAGCUUGUUCUUUUCACAGCAGAUGCAAGCAGAUUCAUCUCCAGUUUCGGGUCAAUCAUCGAUCGAGUACCUCUACAAAUCUAUGCUGCCUCCUUGAUGUUUUCUCCGACAUCGAGUAAGGUGCGGCAAAACUUCUGGAAUGAAUGCCUCGUGGAUAUUGAUAGUAUCGAAGGGGUGAAGUCUGAUUGGGAUGUACAAUGGCAGACUCUCGAAGGCCAUAGCGAAGACAUCACAGCAUUUGCUUUCUCGCCUGACAGCCAGACCUUGGCAUCCGCAUCAGAAGACGGCAUGAUCCGGCUCUGGGACGUAACAACGGGAACACACAGACAGAUUCUUAUAGGUCACAGCAAAAGAGUCACAGAAAUAUUCUUUUCGCCCGAUGGCAGUCUUUUUACAGAAGUCAAGAUGGAAGACGAUGGACUACCUCGGAUCGAUGCAGUUGUCUUUUCGCCUGAUGGGCAUCUAGCAGCGUCAAUAUUAACAAAUAAUACAAUCCGGAUCUGGGAUACCAGAACUGGCGCCUAUCAGCAAACACUUAAAGACUAUAAUGGCCUAGUUACAGCAGUCAAAUUUUCACCUAACAACCGACUCAUUGCAUUAUUGUUAAAUGACGGUUCAGUCCAACUCUGGGAUAUUAAAGUAGACGAUGGUACAUUCUACCUCUGGGAGGUAGUAACGGGCAGUUAUGACAAGGUGCUUAAAGACCACGAUGCUUGGGCUGGGACGGCUUCUUUCUCACCAAACGGCGAGCUAGUAGCAUAUGUAACAUACGGUGGCACUGUCCGGCUCUGGAAUGUCACAAAGGGCACACAUCAACAAGAAUUAAAGCUCCCUGAAGAAAUAACAAGGCACGUUGUCUUCUCGCCCAACGGUCAGCUAGUUGCAGCGACAGGCCAUGAUAUAAUCUGUGUCUGGGACACAGUAACAGGAGUAUGCCAUCAGACUCUGAAGGGGCAUAGUGCCGAUAUCACUGGUAUCAUUUUCUCGCCUAACAAUCUUCUAAUGGCAUCCAUAUCUCAUGAUGAAACAGUCCGACUUUGGGAUAUAACAAGGAGUACCCGCCAGCAGGCACUUGAGGGCCACAAUGACUGGAUUACAGCUGUUAGCAUCUCACCGAAUGCCCAAAUAAUAGCGUCAGCAUCUGUCGAUGGUACAGUACAGCUCUGGGAUGCAGCAGCUGGGGCAUUUCGACAGACAUUAGAUGGCCCCGGCGAAUUGGUUAGUGAGGUUAUCUUUUCGUAUGAUAGCCGGCAGCUGGUCUCACUAUCUAUGGAUCAGAUUCGAAUAUGGGAUGCAGUAACAGGUGUGCAUCAACAUGCGCUUCAGGGCCAUAGUGAGUCAAUGUGGACAAUGGUUGUCUCACCUCAUGACAAGCUAGCUACGCGGGGGGUUGGCGAUGAUAUUACGAUCCAGCUCUGGGAUACAGUAACGGGCACUCACCAGCUGGCACUGGAGGGCCAUAGCAAGUUGAUUACGGAAGCCGUCUUCUCACCUGAUGGCCGGCUGCUGGUGUCGGCAUCACAUGAUGAAACAGUUCGCGUCUGGGAUGUAUUAACUGGCACGCACCAACAACUCCUUAAAAGCAAUGGCACUUUUGUGUCAAGUAUUGCUUUCUCGCCCAAGAGCCAACUAGUUGCCUUAGGAUUUCGUAAUAGUACAGUCCAGCUUUGGGACCUAGCGACGAGCACACAUCAGCAGACUUUUGAGGGCUACACUGCCUUCAUUACAGCGAUUGCCUUCUCCCCUGACGGCAAAGUAAUGGCCUCGGCAUUGGAUGAUGGAACAGUCUGUUUCUGUGAUACAACAACGGGCAAAAUUCGGCAAACCCUUAAGACUGGUGAAGUUCGCAGCUUGCGAUACGACCCAGCUUCUAAAAUGCGCUUGUAUACAGAUGUCGGAACCUUGGUCAUGAAUCGAACUUCUAUGGAAGAGAUAGCAGAUAUUCAGGGGUUAACACCAAAUCUGGUCUUUAAUGGUCUUAGUUUCAGUCCAGAUAAGGAAUGGAUAAGGAUCGGCUUCGAGGAUCAUGUAUGGCUUCCUUCAGAUUAUCGGCAAUCGGUAUUUGGAAUCAGCACAUCGAUCAUUAGAGAGACUAGCUAGAAAGACGUCCUCUAUGCAGCCUCGCUCCAAACAUCUGAGAAGAGCACAUAUACACCUUAGUCGUAAAUAGCGAAACUUGAG